This is a messenger RNA of Erpetoichthys calabaricus (reedfish), 2204 nucleotides long. Its product is annotated as Ras-related and estrogen-regulated growth inhibitor-like protein. The record is from RefSeq and is a predicted model, not a curated record. The transcript is spliced from 4 exons. NCBI's taxonomy places the organism in Eukaryota, Metazoa, Chordata, Cladistia, Polypteriformes, Polypteridae. The coding region runs from base 319 to 918 and encodes 199 amino acids. Gene Ontology annotation, molecular function: GTPase activity; GTP binding.
ACAUACGAAGCACGUGGGACAUAGUUUACUGGGAAAGUACUCGCUGAGAUCUUACCACUAGUGCCAGGUAUGCCCGUACUACCAUGCAGAACCGUAAUCGCGUGAAGUUGGACACUUUGUUGGGUUUUAUUUGCGGCACUGUUUGAGUGUCUCGGUGCUUAAGCUGUCACGCCUUGCUGCGCUUUUGCUGUCCGUCACUGUGCGCGCUCCCGCAGCUUUCCUGGACGCGCUGACAAAGCCGAGGAGGCACUGCAGAGUCACGGAACGAGGUCUUUGUGGCUGGAGGCUGUUCGUAUUGCGGGGACUCUAGUGAAACUGAUGCUGACUAUGGAAGCGAACGUGUUACUGCUGGGCGCUGACAGCGUUGGCAAGUCAGCAUUGACGGUGCGCUUCCUGACAAGAAGGUUCAUUGGAGAAUAUGGAGAUAUCGAGUCAAUUUACAGUCACAACAUUCUAAUGGAUGGCCGAGAGAUUUCUUUCAAUAUUUGGGAUUCUCCAAACUCGCAGGAUCAUUUUGAUGAGAAGAGAAUCCAGUGGGCAGACGGUUUUAUUUUGGUUUACAGCAUCUGUGAUCGUGCCAGUUUCAAUGGUGUUCAGCAGCAUAUUGAGAGCAUCAAGGCAACAAAGGACAACUUUGGCACAGAAAAGGUGCCAAUUGUUAUAGUGGGCAACAAGCGGGAUCUGCACCACAGAAGGGUUGUGUCAAGUGAGGAGGGGCGGCUCCUGGCGCUUUCCACAGACUGUGACUUUUACGAGGUGUCGGCAGCAGAAACAUACCAUGGUGUUCUCUUGGUUUUUCAUGGGCUGGUAGAGCGAAUAAAGGACUCCAAAAUGGCAGUCAAGAAGCCAGCUAGUAUCAAGAGCAUUGUAAAGAGCAUGUCGGCAGUGUUUGCAAGGAGAAGAACAGAUUCAUUAUGAAAAGAAGAAAAAUAUUCAGUUUUCAAAGCUGCUGUUCACUUUUUCCUUUUUUAAAUGCUUUUAUGAAUUCACCUUUUCUUUGAACUUUCAGCUUAGUUUUCCAGCUUAAUUUCUGUACUUAUAAAGAAAUUUAAAGUACGGAAAGCCAUUAAAAGCUUUAAUGCCUAAUUCCAUAGCAUGUUUAGUCAUGCUUCCAACUUCUGCCAACAGAAUAAAAGCUGAUUUGGUGAUGUCAGGGAAGCACUUUGCAGGGGAUGGACCCCCUUGCCCUGUUUUUGGGUUGGAUGUGGAUUUCUGUGGGCCUGCUUGGACCAGACUUUUCUCUACUGGGCAGGCAGCACUUCCUGAUGACAAUUGUUAAGAUCCAUACAACUUGUGGAUGGAAGUCGAGCACAUAAGCAUUUUGGAGAUCCUUCCUAUUAAGUAAGCACCCAAAGCCAUCCAUUUGUCACUUUAAAAAGAACUGGAUUGCUGUUGGAUGGUCAUAAAUGGAGACAAUUGUGAGGGUUACAUAAAAAGCCUGAGAUUUUAAAAUGAAGUUGCUUGGUUUUGUCAAAAUGUAAAAUGUUCUUUUAAUAAAUGUAUUAUUUUUUUAUAGGGUUUGAUUUUUGUAGUUUGUACAAAUUUGCAAAACAUAUCAAAUAAUGAUGAGUUUAUCCAGAAUCAAAUAAUUGUGUAGUUUUCCAUGAAAAAUGGUCCGUAAAGAGUGGAAAUCCUGACUUAGAAAAAUCAAUACUAGACAACCAUUUUAAAUCAAAUGCACAAAACAUUCUAUUUUCUUAUCUUCCCUCUAAAAUAAUUAAAGGAAAAUCAAAAAUAGACUUGAAUUUGAAAAUCACUUUGAGAUUGUAUUGGACUAUUAAGAAGCAACAGUAUAUUUAAUAAUGAAGUGCAAACAAGUUGUAACAUAAUUUACUAGCUUACGGGUGCUAAAACCUUUUGGAAUGUUUAAAUUUAUCUAUUUUUGUAGGUGGCAGUUUUGUAUCUACAAUAUUUUUAAAAUAAAGUAAGAACUUCCUUUGAGUUGUUUUAAAAUAAGAUGGUCCCAUUGUUAGACGAGUGGACCAGAAAAUUCCGAUCAGUAAAUAUCUUCUGCACUGUAACAUAUACAAAACAAUGUCAAAAGAGAAACACAUCUCUGGUGAAGAGGAAACUGCUGAACCAAAUAAUGGAGCAUGUUUGCUUCAUUUAUGUAGAAAGGGUCUUUAUUUAUUUUUGUUUUUCAUUUGAAAUGAUGAACAGUAAUGAUGAGAUUGCUUGUAUUUAAUGAAAUCCUGUGUAAAAUG